GACAAGGGCAGGGGUGGUGUUGACAAUUAACCUUGAAGUAGAUCUGGAAUCUACCACUCUCUCUCUCUCCUAGUCUCGUCUCUCCCCCCGUCUCCCUCAAAAAUAUAAAGAUUAGAUUAGAGAGAGAAAGAGAGGGACUUUCCAACUCUACUCAAACAAAAGACCUGCUUGUUUUGCUACUCUCUUCAAACCCUACUCAUCAUACUCCCCUCACUCUCUUCUUCUGCUUCUCUUUUCUUUCUCACUCUCUGCUUGCUUUGCUUUGCUUUCUCUCUGAGAGAAACAGAGGGAGAGAGAGGGGCAAAAACCCAAAACCCAAGAUGGGUUCUUUACAGUAUGAAGUCACGAACCUACUGUUCGGAAAGAUCAAGGCUUUGGAGCCUGAAAAUGCCAUCAAAAUCAUGGGCUAUCUUCUCAUACAAGAUCUUGGCGAGAACGAUUUGAUGCGCCUGGCUUAUGGCCCAGAUACCCUCUUGCACUCUCUGAUUCUCAGAGCCAAAAUCCAGUUGGGACUUUCCUCCAACACUUCGUCAUCUUCCACCCCAUCUUCUCCUUCCCCUCUAAACCCCAUAGCCAGACCCACCAGCGCCAGCAACCCAUUCUCACAGUCCUCCCCCAGAAUCCCAAACGGUGCUUUUGACUUUCCCAAAAACCCAUCUUCUCCUUCCUCCAAUUCCUGGCCUCUUUCUGCCUUCCCCAACAACUCCAUUAGCCCCAAGUCCAGUCCUCUGCUCUCUUACGACAAUAUCCGGGCCGGCGCCGGAGCCGGCUCGGUCCCACUUCCCUUGCAUUCCAAACACUCCGGCAAGGACGGUGAUGUUUGGUCCGGCACUGACCUCAUUGACGAGCACCAACUGAGCGACUACUUGUCUUUCCUCAAUGACACCUCCUCCUCUUCCAGGCCCGACGAUUUCAUUGAUCCCCGGCUCGAAUUGGGCCACGGGGUUCCCGACUGGGCUCACUCUCUCAACAAUGGCGACGCCCACUUGCACAGGAGGAGCUAUUCCGCCAGUGACGCCUGUUUCGGGACCGAAGACGCCGCCCUGGGUGGCGGCUUCAAGCCCUGCCUCUACUUUGCUAGAGGGUUUUGCAAGAAUGGGAGCAAUUGCAAGUUUGUGCAUGGCGGUUUCGGCGAGUCGGUCGAUGCCGGUGCCGCUGGUGGUGGUGGCAUUGUGGGCUCCCCGAGUAAGUUCGAUGGUUUCGAGCAGCUACAGCAUGAGGAGAUGCUGAGGUUGAAGGCUGCUGCCCAUCAACAGAGAUUAGCUGCUGCUGCUUCUCAGUUUAUGGCUGGAGGAGGCCCAUCUUCUCCUUACAACAAGUAUAUGAAUUUCCUCUUGCAACAGCAAAAUGAUCCCCAAAGAGCUGCGGCAAUCAUGAUGGGGGAAGAAUUUUACAAGUAUGGGCGGUGCCGACCUGAAAGGAACGACCUUUUGGCAAUGGCUUCUGUUGAAAAGGCCACCUCGGCUUCCAGGCAGAUCUACUUGACAUUCCCAGCUGAGAGCACCUUUAGAGAUGAAGAUGUUUCGGAAUACUUCAGCAAGUAUGGGCCGGUUCAAGAUGUACGGAUUCCAUAUCAGCAGAAAAGAAUGUUUGGGUUUGUUACGUUUGUCUACCCAGAAACUGUCAGGCUCAUAUUGUCCAAAGGGAAUCCACAUUUUAUAUGCGAGUCACGUGUUCUUGUCAAGCCCUAUAAGGAGAAGGGAAAAGUCCUGGAUAAGAGGCAACAACAGCAUCAAGAGAGGGGGGAAUUUUCACCAUGUUUGAGCCCUGCUGGUCUUGAUUCCAGAGAUCCAUAUGAGCUCCAACUUGGAGGAAGAAUGCUCUAUGAUACACAGGAAAUGCUAUUGAGAAGAAAAUUGGAGGAGCAGGCUGAAUUGCAGCAAGCCAUUGAACUCCAAGGGAGAAGACUAAUGAAUCUGCAGCUGCCUGACUUCAAGAAUAACCGCUUACCCCAGCACUAUCUACCCCAUCACUUCCGCAGUCUAUCUGUGGGUGCUCCUGUUCCCUUGAGCCCUCAAUCUCAUGCCCAGAUCAAUCAAAAUGUCAUUCCAUUUGAUAGCAUCAAACAAGAAGUUGCGGAAGGCCUUGGUGAUAUGCCACCUGCAUCAUUUUCUGUAUCUGCCGCGGUUUCUGAGCAGCAACUUCAGAAGGAAGUCAACAAUGCUAGUGAUGAAGGCAAGGAGCAAGGCUCAGAUGUUGAAGCUCAUGAUCUUCAUGAACGUGUGGAGCAGGUCCUUCCUGAUAGCCUUUUUGCGUCUCCUAAGCAUUCAGGUGGAGAUCAUACUGCAGCAGGAGAUCUUAAUGAGUCUGUCGUAGUUUCUGAAAACAACUCAUCAACAUCUGUCAAUCCUGCUAUUUGCACGGCUUCUCAGUAGUGCUCCUUCUAAAGCCAAGGGGCUACCUCUGCUUUCCAUUCUUUUGAAGUGUAGCUAAUAAUGGUGAGCAAGGCAGCAGGGAUUGACCUAGGAAAAGUAGGAGAAGCACAUAAAAGGAAGACAGCCUCUAGAUGUAUAGCUGAACAAUACCUACAUCAAAGAGUAGAUCCAUAGAGAAGAUCUCGACGACGACGAGUUCGCCAGUGUCAUGAAAUACAACAUACUGCUAACAGCAAGCAAAAUAGAUAUUUCCAUACAUAAUGGGACAAGUGAAAGAGUAGGAUUUCUCUCUUUCUGUGUACCAUCUCUGUAGGUGUGUGCUCCGAUCACACAAGCUAGAGCAGAACAAGUAUAAUAUUAGCUAGUAUUGUAUCUUUUGUAUGACAAUUAUCUACCAUAUAAACAACUUUUCGUUCUCUACUA
This is a messenger RNA of Rosa chinensis, 2798 nucleotides long. RefSeq names its product zinc finger CCCH domain-containing protein 55. Lineage: Eukaryota; Viridiplantae; Streptophyta; Magnoliopsida; Rosales; Rosaceae. The coding region runs from base 321 to 2375 and encodes 684 amino acids. The record is from RefSeq and is a predicted model, not a curated record. Gene Ontology annotation, molecular function: RNA binding; metal ion binding. The transcript is spliced from 9 exons.